AUGGCUGUUCGACGAUUACAACAAGAUUUUCGACAAUUAAUCAAAAAUAAAGUAGAUGGAAUGGAUGCAAGUCCAUCAUUAGACAAUCUUUUUCUCUGGAAUGCUAUUAUUUGUGGUCCAGAAGAAAGUAUUUAUGAAUCUGGUACAUUUCAACUUCAAUUAAAUUUUCCAGAAGAUUAUCCAAAUCGACCACCGCAAGUUCGAUUUAUUACAAAAAUCUUUCAUCCAAAUGUUUGGUGGGAAGAUGGAUUUAUUUGUGUUGAUAUACUUAAAGAUGGUUGGUUACCAUCUUAUGAUGUUUUAGCAAUACUUCAUUCAAUUCGUCUACUUCUAAUUGAUCCAAAUGCACUUAGUCCGGCUAAUAUAGAAGCUGCUUUACUUUAUCGUGAUAAUCGAGUUGAAUAUAAUCGACGUGUUUUACAGAUGAUUCAAGAUACACUCGAUACCGAUGAUGACAAUGACGAUGAUGAUGACGAUGAUGAUGAUGAUGAUGAUAAUGACGAUGGUCAUGUUGAAGAUGGCGAUACACGUCGUCAAAAGACGAGGAUUUUUCGUCAUAGCAUGACUGAAUGA
Messenger RNA from Rotaria sordida, 573 nucleotides. NCBI's taxonomy places the organism in Eukaryota, Metazoa, Rotifera, Eurotatoria, Philodinida, Philodinidae. The record is from the annotation of a GenBank genome assembly.